AGACAGGCAAGUUGAAUCCUCACCUAGGGAAAGCAAGGGGUGGAGCUGAACAAACCUUUAUAGCCAAAUCUCCACAAACUUAGAGCAAAUAUCAUUUCUGGUCAAACAGCAAAAUGAGAGGCCUUGUGUUCUUGUGCCUGAUUGGAUGUUCUCUUGCAAACCAAUCUGUAUACUCUUGGAAUGGCCCGGGAGAGCCAAGCCAGCCUGAUCCAGGCGCUGAAAAUGUUUGUCUCACUGACACUGAAUCCUGUAGCUGCUGCCUUAUGCAAAAGCAGAUGAAAAGAAUGGAGAGUUUCUUCAACAUGAGCCUGAAUGAGAUGCGCAAAGGUCUGGAGAAAGCUGAAACUGCUCUGAACUAUGUGCGCUCCAGCCGCAGUGCCUUUUCAGUGGCACUGACUGAUACUCGUCGGUGCCUAAGUUCCAGCCGAGAUGAUAUGGUUGUGAAGUACCAGUAUAUAUUCAUUAACUUAGGUGAUGGCUACAAUGUUAGCACAGGCACCUUUACAGUCCCACGAUCAGGGGUCUAUUCUCUGGCUCUUACAGCAUACAGUGAUGCAGGUGCCCCUGGUGCCCUCCUGGCUGCCUGUGUUCGUUUGCGUAAAAAUGGUCGCGCAGUUGCAGCACUCAAUGAGUACAACACACAGGACCAGGAGGACAGUGCUACCGUCGUCCUGCCAAUACAGAUGGAGACUGGGGACAAGGUGGACGUGACUCUCCUUACUGGAUGCACCCUGUGUGAUGACAACAGCCAUUUCAACACAUUCAGUGGCUUUUUGCUUUAUGCUACAGAUUAAAAAAAAUGUUUCAUUCUCUGAUCUCACGUCUGUGUUUAGACCUUUACAUGAAUUCUCACGUUUUUUCAAAAUCAAGGCCAUGUAUCCGUUGGCUCCCAUAUUCAAUUCCUGAUCUGAUAAUCAUUUUGUUGGGUUUUCAGUUCAUAAUUGAGUUUCAGGUUCAACAUGGCUGCCACAGGUUUACUGUAUACUAUAUAAA
Hemibagrus wyckioides is the source of this 993-nucleotide messenger RNA. RefSeq names its product cerebellin 20 (gene cbln20). The transcript is spliced from 4 exons. Bases 114 to 794 code for a protein of 226 amino acids. Gene Ontology annotation, molecular function: protein binding. The record is from RefSeq and is a predicted model, not a curated record. Lineage: Eukaryota; Metazoa; Chordata; Actinopteri; Siluriformes; Bagridae.